AUGAAUUUAUUAUAUGAUAUAGAUAUAAUCGAAGAUAUUAAUGAUUCUAAAAAAAUAAAAGAAUUAUAUCCAAAAAUAUUAUAUUUUUUGGGUGCAGCUUAUGCUAAUAAAAUUGAAAAAAAUGAUGAAAAUGCAUUUAAAUAUUUUUUAACUUCUGCUUAA
Messenger RNA from Cetraspora pellucida, 162 nucleotides. The record is from the annotation of a GenBank genome assembly. Lineage: Eukaryota; Fungi; Glomeromycota; Glomeromycetes; Diversisporales; Gigasporaceae.